UUUUGCAUGAUCCUAUAAAUUUGGUCCUUUUAACGUUAUUUUACGUACUCAACAUAGAGAUUUGAAAGAAUUAUAACGACAAGUAUUAUGGGUAUCACAUCAACGAAGUGGCUAUUUGUAGUUUCAGUUUUAAUAGUUAUCUCAUUCUUAGAGCUCACUAAUGGAGAUGAAUUCAGUGAUGAAUAUUCAUCUCAUGAUCUAGCUCUUCUUGAAUCUUUAAGAUCUAGAUUUAAGCCUCCGACUCCACAACGACAACGACAGCGACAUCGACCUCGUCAUCCCCCUAGUCCUCGCCCUAAGAGGCCAUCACCUUUUCCGCCACCAGUUCAGCCUCUACAUUGUCCCCCUACUCCUCGGACUAAGAGGCAACCACCUUCUCCGCCAGUUCUUCCGCCACCAGUUCAGCCUCGACAUCGCCCCCCUACUCCUCGGACUAAGAAACCACCACCUUCUCCUCCAGUUCUUCCGCCACCAGUUGAGGAUCCACCAAUGAUUCCGCCACCAGUUGAGGAGCCACCAGUGAUGCCGCCAAAAGGUGAGGAUCCACCAGUGCUUCCGCCACCAGGUGAGGAGCCACCAGUGAUGCCGCCACAAGGUGAGGAUCCACCAGUACCUCCGCCACUAGGUGAGGAGCCACCAGUGAUUCCAUCGCCACCAGUGCUUCCGCCACAAGGUGAGGAGUCACCAGUGAUUCCGCCACAAGGUGAGGAUCCACCAGUGCUUCCGCCACUAGGUGAGGAGCCACCAGUGAUGCCGCCACUAGGUGAGGAGCCACCAGUGAUUCCACCACCACCAGUGCUUCCGCCACAAGGUGAGGAGCCACCAGUGAUGCCGCCACAAGGUGAGGAUCCACCAGUGCUUCCGCCACAAGGUGAUGAGCCUCCAAUGCUUCCCACCAUGUCGCUGCGAAUAUAGUGACGAACUACCUGCCAUACCAAAAAUUUAGUACUAAUAUGUUGAGAAAUAGAUAUAAAGUUAAAGUAUCAAGUACUAAUACAAUAUAUGGUUCUAGAUUCUGAAUCUACUAA
Solanum pennellii is the source of this 1028-nucleotide messenger RNA. Its product is annotated as repetitive proline-rich cell wall protein 2-like. Lineage: Eukaryota; Viridiplantae; Streptophyta; Magnoliopsida; Solanales; Solanaceae. The record is from RefSeq and is a predicted model, not a curated record. The transcript has a single exon. Bases 88 to 915 code for a protein of 275 amino acids.